Molecule: messenger RNA, 4774 nt
Organism: Sinocyclocheilus anshuiensis
Lineage: Eukaryota; Metazoa; Chordata; Actinopteri; Cypriniformes; Cyprinidae
Product: catenin alpha-2-like
Exons: 25
Coding region: 235-4362 (1375 amino acids)
Biological process (GO): cell-cell adhesion; cell migration
Cellular component (GO): adherens junction; actin cytoskeleton; catenin complex
Molecular function (GO): actin filament binding; structural molecule activity; beta-catenin binding
Source: RefSeq, a predicted model, not a curated record
GAGGGGUCAUUAUUUGGCAGGGAGCGGCAGAGAGACGAGCAUUUCCUAGAUACCCACAGCAACGCGUGGAUUCAUUCCGCUUCCAUCACUUCAGAGGCGAGCCGGCGGAUUUUCUGGGCUGUUUCAACUUACUGGCUAGGUUUGGAAAGCCGUCCGUUUGGAAAUAAAUUACAGCAUCGUAUUUCCUCGGAAGUGUUUUGUUCCUGUACCGGGGCUGUCAUCACUGAAGUAAACAUGACGAGCGCUACGUCCCCAAUCCUGCUAAAAUGGGACCCCAAAAGUCUUGAAAUUCGCACACUGACUGUGGAGAGGUUGCUGGAGCCGUUGGUCACACAGGUGACCACCCUGGUCAACACCAGUAACAAAGGUCCAUCCAGUAAGAAAAAGGGACGCUCCAAGAAAGCUCACGUGCUGGCUGUGUCCGUGGAGCAGGCUACGCAGAACUUUCUAGAAAAGGGCGAGCAGAUUGCUAAGGACAGCCAGGACCUGAAGGAGGAGCUUAUCGCAGCUGUAGAGGACGUUCGCAAGCAAGGUGAGACGAUGCGCGUGGCCUCCUCAGAGUUUGCGGAUGACCCCUGCUCCUCUGUGAAACGUGGCACCAUGGUCCGUGCCGCCCGUGCCCUCCUUUCUGCUGUCACUCGCCUCCUCAUCCUGGCUGACAUGGCUGACGUCAUGAGGCUCCUGGCUCACCUCAAGAUCGUGGAAGAAGCUCUAGAAGCCGUCAAGAACGCCACCAAUGAGCAGGACUUGGCCAAUCGCUUUAAGGAGUUUGGGAAAGAGAUGGUCAAACUCAACUAUGUUGCUGCUCACAGACAGCAGGAGCUGAAGGACCCUCAAUGCAGGGACGAGAUGGCGGCAGCUCGAGGGGCUCUUAAGAAGAACGCCACUAUGCUCUAUACUGCCUCCCAGGCCUUCCUGCGCCACCCCGAUGUUGCUGCUACACGUGCCAACCGUGACUAUGUCUUCAAACAGGUCCAAGAGGCCAUUGGGGGCAUCUCCAGCUCUGCUCAGGCCACUUCACCCACCGACGAGAAGCACGGGCACGCUGGCAUCGGCGAGCUGGCUGCCGCUCUCAAUGAGUUUGAUAAUAAGAUCAUUCUGGACCCGCUAACAUUCAGUGAGGCUCGCUUCAGGCCGUCACUUGAGGAACGUCUGGAGAGCAUCAUCAGUGGCGCCGCCCUCAUGGCCGACUCCUCCUGCACACGCGACGAUCGCCGCGAACGCAUCGUAGCCGAGUGCAACGCCGUGCGCCAGGCCCUGCAAGACCUGCUGAGCGAGUACAUGAACAAUACCGGAAGAAAAGAAAAAGGAGACCCACUGAAUUCAGCUAUUGACAAGAUGACCAAGAAGACCCGUGAUCUUCGCAGACAGCUAAGGAAGGCUGUUAUGGACCACAUAUCUGACUCUUUCCUGGAGACCAACGUGCCUCUGCUGGUGCUGAUAGAGGCGGCCAAGAGCGGUAACGAGAAAGAGGUUAAGGAGUAUGCGCAGGUCUUCCGCGAGCACGCCAACAAGCUGGUGGAGCUCAUUUCAGCUUGCUUACAGCAACCUUCACUCUCUCUGUUCCGCUGUUGUGGAAUGACAUUUCAACCUCCACUGGCGAAGGCUUAUGCAGCUUCUGGUCAAGCUGCGUCCGCCCUGCACGCUAUGGACAUCCUGCAGGUCUACCAGGCCAAAGCGUUGAAAGAGCUGCACGAGGGUUGUCCCAACCCAGAGUUCUCCACGGUGAAGAAGCAGAUGGAGGUCAACAAGGUCAACAAGCCUCGGCGUGGGUCAGGUCCUGCUCCUGCACCCCCGAGUCAGCAGCCCCCGUCUGCUCGUCGCCGGGGACGGCCCCCUGUGAGGACUGCUGAGGCCCCACAACAGCCCGGGCCUUCAGUCAAGCUUGACCAACGGCCCACCACUCGCAGGAAUGUGGCACCGCCAGCUCGUCAUCAGGGCACCAGGAACCCUCGACGUUUCACCUCCUACCACAGCGCCUUCCACUCCGCUCAGCCACAGGAACCCUGCCCGAGAACCAUUCGCCUCGGCUAUGCAAUUCAGUUCACCAUGCGGCCACCUAAGUUCAGCGGCAUUCUGUUUACCUCAGUACGAGGCGAGAAUGCGGGUGUUCUUCUGGCAGAGGUUGCAACCCUUCUCGAAAAGGGUGCAAUCGAGCAUGUCCCCCUGGCCGCAAUGAAGAAGGGGUUUUACAGCCUGUAUGAGGCCGCAGCGAUGUGCGCCGCGGAAGAGCAUGGGGAGGAGGGAGUUUUGCCAGGGCAAUCCCCGCAAGCUUCCCGUUCUUCCCUUGCUUCGUGCUUACCGGUCGAGUUUCCGGAUGAGUUUGAGAGCCCUUCCCUGGUGGCGAAGGCUUAUGCAGCUUCUGGUCAAGCUGCGUCCGCCCUGCACGCUAUGGACAUCCUGCAGGUCUACCAGGCCAAAGCGUUGAAAGAGCUGCACGAGGGUUGUCCCAACCCAGAGGUACUGCAGGAACUGCGCUCGGCGAGUGACUAUGCCCUCUGGGCUACGAAGGUCACGGCGCAGGCUCUGGGGAGGGUGAUGUCCACUUUAGUGGUCCAGGAACACCACCUGUGGCUCAACCUGGCUGAGAUGCGCGAAGCCAAGAAAUUCUCCACGGUGAAGAAGCAGAUGGAGGUCAACAAACAAAUCCUUCCUCAGCGUGGGUCAGGUCCUGCUCCUGCACCCCCGAGUCAGCAGCCCCAGUCUGCUCGUCACCAGGGACGGCCCCCUGCGAGGAUUGCUGAGAUGCAAAGGGUCUAUCACUCAGCCAACAUGACGCAUGCUGGCGAACUCAUGUUCCCUCAUCCGUCUGUGGCACAUGUGACAGACCCUGCCGACAAGGCGCGGUGUGUUUUACACACCAGCUCGUCAUCAGGGCACCAGGAACCCUCGCAAGACUUCAAAGCAUUCCUAAGACGGGUGACCCAGGGAGGAGGGACCAUCUGGCCAGCCUGGAUCCAGUUUCGACGGGAGGACGGGAGGCGGAUUCGGCUCCACCCCGCAUGCUGGCGAACUCAUGUUCCCUCAUCCGUCUGUGGCACAUGUGACAGACCCUGCCGACAAGGCGCGGUGUGUUUUACAGGACGUUUCACCUCCUACCACAGUGCUUUCCACUCUGCUCAGCCACAGGAACCCUGCCCGAGGUACGUCGAACAUGGUUCCUUUGAGACCGUUGGCAGGACAGAGAACCACAUUCUGGAGGAUGUAAAUAAGUGUGUGAUCGCCCUGCAGGAGGGGGAUGUGGACACGCUGGACAGGACAGCAGGGGCAAUCCGGGGCCGUGCCGCUCGUGUGGUGCACAUUAUUAAUGCUGAGAUGGAGAACUACGAACCUGGCGUCUACACUGAGCGUGUUCUCGAGUCCAUCAAGCUCCUCUCUGAGACCGUGAUGCCGCGCUUUGCCGAGCAGGUUGAGGUCGCCAUCGAGGCUCUUAGCACCAGCCCCCCGCAGUCAUUCGAAGAGAACGAGUUCAUUGACGCCUCUCGCCUCGUUUACGACGGAGUGCGUGACAUCAGGAAAGCAGUCCUUAUGAUAAGAACUCCAGAAGAGUUGGAAGAUGACUCUGACUUUGAGCAAGAAGACUAUGACGCCCGUAGCCGCACCAGCGUCCAGACAGAAGAUGACCAAUUGAUUGCUGGACAGAGCGCAAGGGCUAUCAUGGCUCAGCUGCCUCAGGAAGAGAAGGCCAAGAUUGCUGAACAGGUGGAGAGUUUCAGGCAGGAAAAAUGCAAGCUGGAUGCAGAGGUCGCCAAGUGGGACGACAAUGGAAAUGACAUCAUCGUGCUGGCCAAGCAGAUGUGUAUGAUUAUGAUGGAGAUGACUGACUUCACCAGAGGCAAAGGCCCUCUGAAGAAUUCCUCUGAUGUGAUCAAUGCCGCAAAGAAAAUCGCAGAGGCCGGAUCCAGAAUGGACAAGCUUGCCCGUGCCGUGGCUGACCAGUGCCCGGACUCAGCCUGUAAGCAGGACUUAUUGGCAUACCUCCAGAGAAUCGCCCUUUACUGCCACCAGCUCAACAUCUGCAGCAAGGUCAAGGCUGAGGUUCAGAACCUGGGAGGAGAACUCAUUGUUUCAGGGCUGGACAGCGCUACAUCCCUCAUCCAGGCAGCCAAGAACUUGAUGAAUGCCGUGGUCCUCACAGUCAAGGCCUCUUAUGUGGCUUCUACCAAGUACCAGAAGGUGUACGGCACGGCGGCGGUCAAUUCCCCGGUGGUGUCCUGGCGCAUGAAGGCCCCGGAGAAGAAACCCCUGGUGAAGAGAGAGAAACCAGAGGAGUGCCAGACCCGUGUCAGGCGAGGCUCGCAGAAGAAACACAUAUCCCCCGUCCAAGCCCUCAGCGAAUUCAAGGCCAUGGACUCCUUUUAACUCCACACCACAGAUACCCAAAACUCCUCCUCCUCUCUUUAUUUCUUCUCCUCUUCUUGUUACGGCUUAUUUUCUUGGAGCUGUAUCUUGUUCCAUGCAGCAAUGUGUGUGUAUGUGCCCAGUAAAUGUCUGUGAGUUGGAGGGGCUUGGCCACCCACCCUCUUCGAACCAAAUUUCGCUGUAAAUGAGAAACAAACUCGUGAAGGAAACGUUUACAGUGCAGGCUGCGGUACAAUUCAUGUGGUGUUCAUUCUCGCUGACUGGCCAUAUAUACACAGAGAUAUUAAAGAAUAUAAUCUAUGGUAUAGUAGUGUCAGCCCUAACCGAGGCAGAGGUGCUGCUUUCCUACCUAAUGAUUUUUAUUAUUAUUAUUAUUUAAAAUCAAUAUUACCCUUAGUAAUAGGAAUAACUU